GUCUGUAUGUGUGUGUGUGUCGCUUCUGGCGGAUGCUUAAAGUGACGUCAUCAGAGUGCAGGCAGAGGGGGGGGUUUCGCUGCUUUCGGCUGAAUUAAGGGAAACACAGACAUGGACAGUCAAGGGAGAAAAGUCGUGGUUUGUGACAACGGCACCGGGUUUGUCAAGUGCGGCUAUGCAGGCUCCAACUUCCCCGAACACAUUUUCCCAGCGCUGGUUGGCCGGCCAAUCAUCCGCUCCACGGCUAAAGUUGGCAACAUUGAAAUCAAGGACCUGAUGGUGGGGGAUGAGGCCAGCGAGCUGCGUUCCAUGCUGGAGGUGAACUACCCCAUGGAGAACGGUAUCGUCAGGAACUGGGACGACAUGAAGCACCUGUGGGACUACACCUUCGGCCCCGAGAAGCUCAACAUCAACUCGCAAGACUGCAAGAUCCUUCUGACGGAGCCGCCCAUGAACCCCACCAAGAACAGAGAAAAGAUUAUAGAGGUGAUGUUUGAAACGUACCAGUUCUCAGGAGUUUAUGUCGCCAUCCAGGCCGUCCUCACUCUCUACGCCCAAGGGCUGCUUACGGGGGUGGUGGUGGACUCCGGUGACGGCGUCACUCACAUCUGUCCGGUGUACGAGGGCUUCUCGCUGCCCCAUCUGACGCGACGUCUUGACAUCGCAGGGAGGGACAUAACGCGCUACCUCAUCAAGCUGCUGCUGCUGCGAGGUUACGCCUUCAACCAUUCGGCGGACUUUGAGACGGUGAGGAUGAUGAAGGAGAACCUGUGCUACGUCGGUUACAACAUCGAGCAGGAGCAGAAGCUGGCGCUGGAGACAACGGUGCUGGUGGAGUCGUACACGCUCCCGGACGGCAGGUUGAUCAAAGUGGGAGGUGAGAGGUUUGAAGCCCCAGAGGCUCUGUUUCAACCUCACCUCAUCAACGUGGAGGGGGUGGGCGUGGCCGAGCUGCUCUUCAACACCAUCCAGGCCGCAGAUAUCGACACCAGGUCUGAGUUCUACAAGCACAUCGUCCUGUCCGGAGGCUCCACCAUGUAUCCCGGCCUGCCGUCCCGCCUGGAGCGCGAACUGAAGCAGCUGUACCUGGAGCGAGUGCUGAAGGGAGACGUGGACAAACUAUCGAAAUUCAAGAUCAGGAUAGAGGACCCCCCUCGGCGUAAACACAUGGUGUUCCUGGGCGGCGCCGUGCUGGCCGACAUCAUGAAGGACAAGGACAACUUCUGGAUGACGCGGGAGGAGUACCAGGAGAAAGGGACGCGGGUGCUGGAGAAGCUCGGAGUCACCGUCAGAUAAAACGCAAACAAACAAACAAACAAACAAACAAAAACACACUCCCCACUCACACCCCCUCCAUCUCCUCCCCCUCCACGCAUCGCUUACCUUGAUGUGUCCGGAUGGUCACGCCGUGUCGUCAAUUCACGCUCAAUUUGAAAAGCUAAGGGGUAGGGAGGGAUGGAGGGAUGAGGGGUAAGAAGUAGGGUAACAUUUUUGGAAAUAUGUGCUUUCUUGGCGAGAGUUAGACGACAUGAAUGACACCAGUCUCAUAUCUGUCCGUUCAAUAUGAAGCUGGAGCCAGGAGGACGUUAGCUUAGCUUAGCAUAAAGACUGUAAGCAGGGGGAAACGGCUAGCCUGGUUCUGUCCACAGUAACACAAUUCGGCUGCUAGCACCAGCGAUACGUUUUAGGGAGAUUAUUUGCUUUGCUAUUUUUUGGUAUAUCAAGAUUAUUUUGGGGCUUUUUUUGCCUUUUUUUUUUAUUUGGUAAAGCCGAAUUUAGACCGGAAAGAGGUAGAGAGCCAGCAACCGUAAAGCAGACAAGAGAGGAGGUGAUAAAAUAUUGAUAAGCUCAUCUGAGUCACCUCCAGUUAUUACAGUGCGCUAAUAGCAGUAAGCUAACAUGAUUUAGCUAAUUAAUGAUAUCUUGUUUGUUUUAAUUGUUGUACAAAUGCAUAAUCAGUGAGCAUUAGAGGUUACCCUUCAGACACACAAAGCUGUUUCCCUACGUUUCAAGUCUUUAUGCUAAGCUAACUGGCUGCUAGCUGUAGCUUUACUUUACCGUUACAGACUUGAGAGUAAUAUCAAUGUUAUUUCUGACUCUUUCCAAGAAAGAAAAUAAGUGUAUUUCCCAAAAUGAUAUCAUUAUCCGUGACUUUUUUAAAAAAAAUACAGGCUGUUCAACGUCAAACUAUCCUUUUUUUUUUUUUUUUUUUUUGACCGGCACAUCUGCGAGUGUUUUGGGGUUGUGUGCCUCUCAUACGAGGCCAGAUUGAGUUCCUGGCUGUUUUCAAGUUAACAGACUAGGACAAUAAUUACUAUUAGCGCUGGGAUUUGAGUUCCUUUCCAAACCGAGCCCCCCCCCCCGUUCCCAUCGCAAUGGGGGAAAAAAAUAAAUGUGCCACCUAAUCUGUCAAAACACACGGCGGCAUUAGAGAUAAUGCUCACAGCGCGGAGCAUUACAGAGAUUAGAUAUCAGAACAAAUGGAUCAUCACAUACUGUGUCUCUUUAACAUACCGAUCAUCAAAUAACACCCCCCCCCCCCCCCAUUUCCUGUUUAAUGUUUGGGAAUGAGUCACUGUACUGAAGGUGCAGGAGGGCAGGCCGCCGCUUUUCCACCCAGCACCUCGUUCGUCUUUGUUGGGGCAUUUGCUUGCUUGUUUGAGGGCUGAAGUUCAUAUCUUUUACAAGAUUUCAGAGUGAAGAUGUGAGGUGAUUACGUGGGAAACAUCUCAAGGGAACCCAUGAGGUUUCUCAGUGUUUUUUUUUAGUUUUUUUUUUUAGUUUCCCCGCUUUCUUCUGGAAUCACAGCGUUGGAAGUUUUGAUUUGUGGCCGUGAGCAGAGAAACGGACCAGCUGAAGCUUUUUAAUGGGUUUGAUUUGUGUCUGUUUCUUGUUUCUUCGCACAUCACAGAGGAUUUCCAUUCCAUUAACGAUCACGAAGCAUCGAGUCAUUCCUUAGUAGUGAUGCAGGACUGUCACGCUACAUAUCAACGACCUGCAGCUCUACAUCCAAACGUUCAGACAUUUCAGUCACCGAGCUGUUUAGAAUUAAGUUAAAUUAAAAGUAUGAACUCACUGGAUGGUGGACAAUCUUUUUUAGUGACCCGUAAGGUGGAAGAAAAAACACGACUACCCUGACAGAGAAAGGCCUCUUCCAAUCAUGAUGUAUACCGACACGGCUGUAAUUAAGCUUCGAGCCACUAGGGGCAGCACUGAGCACACUGUCGCUGAGCAGAACUCCAUUUUACCAAAUUUGCGACAAACGAGCUGUGAUUUGAACGUGACGUCACUUCCUCUUGUGUUCGAUUUGACACGUUUGUGACCCAUGCACGAGUAUGUGAAAGAUAUGUAGGAGCUGCUUUACCUGAUUUUUAAAUCGACUAAAAUGAAAAGUCAAACACGUUUAUUUUUCCCCACCUUUUAAGGUCACUUAUAAGAAAGUUUGUAUUCAUUCUUUUCUUAACCGGUUUUGUGAAAUGCCACUGGGUGAUUCAGAACCCUGAUACGUUGAAUAUGACGGUUCUGAAUCCCGGCUCGUUUCUCUCGUGCCAAUAAUGCACCAUGCUUUAAAUUCCACCGACGCUCCACUAGCUUCUUUCUCUUUCUUUUUUUUUUUAAAGGUGUGUUUGUUUUGUCUUUAUGUUCCUGAUCAUUGAUGUGCUUGUCGUUUCACAGGAGACCAGGGUUUCUUUUUUCUCUGACGGACUGUUAUAUAUCUGAUUGUACAGCUGUUUGUUGACCUGUAUCACUCCCCGUCGCUCACUGUGGUGACCUCGACAACUCAUCUGGAAUCAGUCACUGCUAUCAAACUACAAGUUUAAAAGCGUGGUGAACAAAUUUGGCUGGCUGGUCCUGGGUCAGAUGUCGAGGGGCUAAAAAGAAACAUAUCCUCUUUUUUUUUUUUUUAAGAAGGAAAUGUCCAAUAGGAAAUAGUUCCAUGUGUUGGUGUUGAAGGAGGAAAGGAGGUGUGGAAACAGAGUCAAACAGUUCUGGAACAAUCUCAUUGGUUGAAAAGAAAUAUCAGUCUCACCGAUAUUGAUAUUAUAGAAAAAUAUGGUAGAAGUUUGAAUUCAUUAUGGUGCUUUUAUACUUUGUAUCAGCCAACACACAGUAUUUCCCAAAAUCAGUAUAAUAAAUAAUACAAAUAAUCAUUAUUUAUAGAGCACAUUUCAGAACAAAGUUACAAAGUGUUUUACAUGGUUGAACCAGUAUUAAAACAUUUCAAGUGAGGCAAAUGAAACCAGACAUUUUGAAUAAUAUUAAAAUUAAAUACCCAACAAUGAUAUAAAAUAAUAAUUAUGAAGUCCUUUUUAAAGUAUAUAUUUUUACUAAACAUGAAUAAUUUACGAGAUUAAAAAAAGGCCAUUUGUUUAAGGUUUUAGCAUAUUCAAAAUCAUCUCUUUUUGAAUGUUGAGUGGCUGUAAAUACUACAGUUCCCAUGAGCCUCGGCGUCAGUUGCAAUCUAGACACAAUUGUGUGAAGUUGAGCCAUAAACACUUACUCUGUUCAGCCAAUGAGAUCAUUCUGGGAUGUUUGUGUAAAACAUUUAAUCUGCGCUCUGGUAGGACAUUUAGAAAACGUAAGACUUUUCCAUUUGAAUUUUUCUUUUUCCUUCUCAUUCCUCAUGACCACACCUGCCUCUCCUUCUCUGUUCUCGGCUGUACUGAAGAUUAAUUUGUGGGUUUUUUGGGGGUUACAGGAGAAGGUGAUUUGUGUGGGUUACUGAAAUAUUAUUUGUAAUAUUAAUAAGAAUCUGGUGUCAGGAAACGGAAAAUCCACGUAAAAAAGCUGGUAUUUGUGGUUUUCCCUCUCAGUUCUUAUGUGUAUAUCGGAGGCACUUGACUCACAUAUAUAAAUAUAAAUGUAUAAUUUUCCUUUUGACGAACACGGUCAUCAAGUGCCAAGUACAAUUACUUUUUUUUUUUUUUUUUUUUUUUUUUUUCCGCUCGUCCUUUUUAUGUUUUGUUAAAAGCAUUACUGCCAACCGCUGAUUUAAAAAAUAAAGCAAAUGAUUUAUAGAC
Messenger RNA from Anoplopoma fimbria (sablefish), 5021 nucleotides. It is a transcript of the gene actr2a, whose product is annotated as actin related protein 2a. Gene Ontology annotation, molecular function: actin filament binding. Gene Ontology annotation, biological process: Arp2/3 complex-mediated actin nucleation. The record is from RefSeq and is a predicted model, not a curated record. Gene Ontology annotation, cellular component: Arp2/3 protein complex; actin cortical patch. The transcript is spliced from 9 exons. Lineage: Eukaryota; Metazoa; Chordata; Actinopteri; Perciformes; Anoplopomatidae. The coding region runs from base 112 to 1296 and encodes 394 amino acids.